AUGGCCACCCACCAACUCGCCAUUGCAAAGGCUUCGUUUUCGGCUGCGCUUCUGCGCCCGGAUCCUGCUUCUCUGGGGCGCGACGACAUUUCAUCCUUUCACGCUUUACUAGAUAGCGCUCUAUCGCAUUGCUCGCGUACCAACGUCCAGACUUGCAAGGAAUGGCUGCUCCGUCAUGUUGUUGCCUCGUCCAACAGAGCAGCCGGCCUGGGGAAGUACCUGUCCGCUUUGUCGGCAUCUUUCGACACGGCGUCAGCCAAGGAACAGCCGGCCUCGUUAAAGCCCGCUGGUCCGGGGACCUCGGGGAAACGAAGAAGGCUCCAUAUUUUAUACUUGCUUAACGAUAUUUUGCAUCAUACAAAGUAUCAUACCAAUGAAGGGGUGAGCGCGUUUGUCAACUUUAGCAGCGCCCUGCAGCCCCAUGCUAUCGAACUGGUGGGUUUUGCUGCAUCGUUCGAUCGCAAAAAGAACCCGAAACACCACCGGAGAUUAGAUCAGCUACUAGAUGCCUGGUACGAUCAUGGAUACUACAGCGCCGAAUAUCUCAACAAACUACGGGAAUUGGUCCGAAAUGCGGAGUCGGUGGAUAUGAUAAAAGCAUCUGUCGGUCUGUCAGAGGGGGCUGGGCAGGCUCAGACGCAAGUGUCUCGAAGAGAAGCGCCGUAUAUUAUGCCCGCUAGUCAUGGUGACCCGUCAACACCAUAUUAUGAUCUACCUGCCGGAAAUUUUGUCCCGCACAUUAUCCCGGAUUCGACUACUCCGAUUCGACCAGAUACCGUCAAACCGUUGCAAUUUUUAGCUGGCCCAGCUGACCAGAAACUUGUUGGUAUAAUGAAGGAAUUUUUCCAGGAUGUGGACCAGAUCUAUAGGUCGAACGAAUCAGAAGUUUCCGACAAUGCCCAUGCUGAAAUUGACGAGCUCGGACAGGCCGUUGUUCGGGAUGAGAAAAGUGGCGAAAUCAUCGAUGGAGACACUUACUACGGAUGGUCACGGGACUUUUGUCUACAAAUGAAAAGAAGGAAAGCGAAGAGAAUAUAUUCACAGAGUCGCAGCCAUAGCCCUGGUGUAAACGUGCGCAGCCGCAGACGUCGAUACAGUGACAGCAACAGCCGAGAUUAUGAUUCUCGUUCCCCUGAACGGAGGUCCAGAUCGCCAUCAAGUAAUGCUUCAGGCGAAGGCUACCGGCCGCGAUCCGGUGCACAAACCCGUUCACGUUCACGAUCACGGUCUAAUUCGUACUCUCCAAGACCGGCGUCGCCGCCACAGUCGUUUCCAAAUUCACAGCAAAUUUUUCAACCUCCUACCCCGCCAUCUCUUCCACCGAAUCCUGCUUACUCACUGAAUGGUCCUCCAUCCUUUCCACCUCAAUAUUCAGUGAAUCUUCCGCCGCCACCUCCCUUGAAUUACAACGCUCCGUGGCCGACACCGCAUGUACCUCCCCCGCCUCUGUUUCCCCCAGGCGGCCAACAUGUAGUACCACCGGGUAUUGCCAACUUCCCUCAGCAGUAUCAGCCUCCAGCGAACCAAGCAAAUCAGUACGGUCGACCGGGACAACAACCCAUGAGUGCCUUUCCUCCACCGUGGCAAGGUGGUGGGCACCCUGGUGGUUACGGCCAAAGUGGACAUAGGUGA
Messenger RNA from Talaromyces atroroseus, 1632 nucleotides. RefSeq lists its product as hypothetical. Gene Ontology annotation, biological process: intracellular calcium ion homeostasis. The coding region runs from base 1 to 1632 and encodes 543 amino acids. The record is from RefSeq and is a predicted model, not a curated record. Gene Ontology annotation, cellular component: perinuclear region of cytoplasm. Lineage: Eukaryota; Fungi; Ascomycota; Eurotiomycetes; Eurotiales; Trichocomaceae. The transcript is spliced from 2 exons.